This is a messenger RNA of Eimeria mitis, 555 nucleotides long. RefSeq lists its product as uncharacterized. Lineage: Eukaryota; Apicomplexa; Conoidasida; Eucoccidiorida; Eimeriidae. The record is from RefSeq and is a predicted model, not a curated record. The transcript is spliced from 2 exons. Bases 1 to 555 code for a protein of 184 amino acids.
AUGGAGACGGGGAUCGAGAUGGAGACGCCGAUGGAGACGGGGAUCGAGAUGGAGAUGCUGGGGAUCGAGAUAGAGAUGCUGGGGAUCGAGAUGGAGAUGAAGGGGAUCGAGAUGGAGACGGUGGGGCCGGGGAUCGAGAUGGAGAAGAAGGGGAUCGAGAUGGAGAUGAAGGGGAUCGAGAAGGAGAUGCUGGGGAUCGAGAUGGAGAUGAAGGGGAUCGAGAUGGAGAUGGUGAAGGGGAUCGAGAUGGAGACGCCGAUGGAGACGGGGAUCGAUAUGGAGAUGAAGGGGAUCGGGAUCGAGAUGCAGAUGCUGGAGACGGGGAUCGAGAUGGAGAUGCUGGGGAUCGAGAUGGAGAUGAAGGGGAUCGGGAUGGAGAUGAAGGGGAUCGGGAUGGAGAUGAAGGAGACGGGGAUCGGGAUGGAGAUGGAGACGCAGGAGACGGGGAUCGAGAUGGAGAAGGGGAGGAGGAUGGGGAUCGAGUUGGGGAUCGGGCUGGUGAUGGGGAUGGUGAUGGAGAUGGAGAAAGUAAAGAGACAGAAACGGAGACAGUAG